AUGAACGCCGUCGCCCGUCGAGCCUUUUCCUCGCGCUCAGCCAUCCGCGCACCGCCCGCACCCUCGUCCGCCGUGCCCAUGGCUGCGGCUCCUCGCACCGCCCGUGCUGGCCGCGUUGCCAUGCUCCCCAAGGCUUCCGAGCCUGUUGCUGCCCCUGCUUCGGUCAGCCACGUCAGCACUUCGGCCCCGCUCUCGCAGGAGGUCUAUCCGCAGCCCGGCAGUAUCUCUACCGCCCUCGAACAACCUAACGUGCUUCGUGUUGGCGAGAGCCACUAG
Molecule: messenger RNA, 276 nt
Organism: Sporisorium graminicola
Lineage: Eukaryota; Fungi; Basidiomycota; Ustilaginomycetes; Ustilaginales; Ustilaginaceae
Exons: 1
Coding region: 1-276 (91 amino acids)
Source: RefSeq, a predicted model, not a curated record